Messenger RNA from Aphidius gifuensis, 5122 nucleotides. Its product is annotated as Y+L amino acid transporter 2. The record is from RefSeq and is a predicted model, not a curated record. Lineage: Eukaryota; Metazoa; Arthropoda; Insecta; Hymenoptera; Braconidae. Bases 290 to 1795 code for a protein of 501 amino acids. Gene Ontology annotation, biological process: amino acid transmembrane transport. Gene Ontology annotation, cellular component: membrane. Gene Ontology annotation, molecular function: L-amino acid transmembrane transporter activity. The transcript has 10 exons.
AGUUUUUCUCGAGUUGCGCCGGGCAAAUGGACCCCAUAUUUGUUGUCAUGACACUCUGACUACAUAUCACUUAAACUCAUCAACAUAUCGAAAAUACAUAUAUCAUUCAACAUUAUUUAUUAAUCCACAAUAUCAUUAAUCAUUUGUGUUCAAUUAUAAAUCAAAGUGUUUCCAACGAAAAAAAAAAAAAGCAAUAUUUUUUUUUGCGUGAAUAGUUGACUCCAUUAUUUUAUAUAAUCAAUAAUAAUUUUUAUAAUCAAUUUCAAAUUUAUCGUAUAACAGGAUAAUAAUGUCGAGAAAAGGAAGUAUAAAUAGAAGUAUAAAAAAUGGAGAAACAAAUCCAUAUGAUGCUGUGACAACAAUUGAUAAUGGAAUUGAUGUUGAUGAUGGAGGUGAUGAAAUAAAAUUAGAAGCUAAAAUGUCAUUAAUGAAUGGUGUAACAGUGAUUGUUGGUUCAAUAAUUGGUUCUGGUAUAUUUGUAAGUCCAACUGGUGUAUUAAUGCACACAGGAAGUGUCAAUGUUGCUCUAAUGGUCUGGACAGCAUCCGGAAUAUUUUCCAUGGUUGGUGCUUAUUGUUAUGCUGAACUUGGUUGUAUGAUUAAAAAAUCAGGAGCUGAUUAUGCAUAUAUUAUGGAAACAUUUGGACCAUUUGCUGCAUUUAUUAGAUUAUGGGUAGAGUGUAUGAUUGUUAGACCAUGCAGUCAAGCAAUUGUUGCAUUAACAUUUAGUAUUUAUGUUCUUAAACCAUUUUUUCCUGAUUGUACACCACCUGGUGAUGCUGCAAGACUUCUUGCUGCUGCUUGUAUUUGUACACUUGCAUUUGUUAAUUGUUGGGAUGUUAAAUGGGCAACAAGAGUACAAGAUAUAUUUACAUACGCAAAACUUCUUGCUUUAUUUGUCAUAAUUGCAGCUGGAGCAUAUCAAUUAUAUCGAGGACACACGGAACAUUUUACUUUUGAAGGAACAAAAACUGAAGUAACAUCAAUAGCAUUGAGCUUUUAUUCUGGUCUAUUUGCUUAUAACGGUUGGAAUUAUUUGAAUUUUAUUAUUGAAGAACUCAAAGAUCCAGUAAAAAAUUUACCAAAGGCAAUUGGAAUUUCCUGUGCUCUUGUUACGAUUGUCUAUGUUUUAACAAAUGUCGCAUUUUACACGACCCUGAGUAUUCGAGAUGUAUUAUCAAGUGAAGCUGUUGCAGUUACAUUUGCCAAUCAUUUGUUUGGCAUAAUGGCAUGGACAAUACCAGUAUUUGUUGCACUUUCAACAUUUGGAGCAGUCAAUGGAAUUUUAUUAACAUCUUCAAGAUUAUUUUAUGCUGGUGCUUGUCAAGGUCAAAUGCCAGAAAUUUUAACAAUGAUACAAGUUACACGAUUAACACCAGCACCAGCAGUUAUGUGCAUGGCAUUGUUGUCAAUGAUUUAUUUGACAUCUUCAGACAUCAAUGCACUUAUAAAUUACGUUGGAUUUGCCACCUGGUUGAGUAUUGGAGUAUCAGUUUUGUGUGUACCUUGGUUACGAUAUGCACAACCAAAUUUACCACGUCCUAUCAAAGUUAAUCUUGCUUUUCCGAUAUUUUAUAUUAUUGCAACACUUUUUGUAACACUUGUGCCGAUGUAUGCAAGUCCAGUUGAGACUGCAUAUGGUCUUCUUAUGAUAUUUUCAGCUGUUCCAGUAUAUCUUGUGUUUAUUGCGUGGAAAAAUAAACCUAGAUGCUUCCUCAAUGCUGUUGGUUUAACAACGAGAUUUCUACAAAAAUUAAUGGUUGUUGUUGGAAAACCGAAACCCGCUCAGGUGUAAAUGGCCUAUAAAUAAUGCUAAGCGCAAAAAUUUAAAAUAAUAAAAAACAAAAAUGAACUUGAAAUUUUCGAUAACAAUAAUUAUAAAAAUUUGAACGUAUUAUAGAGUUGGGCCAAAUUAUGACAAAAUAUUAGUAUAUUUUUUUAUUUGUUGAGAUUAUAAAAUAGAAAAAUAAAAUAAAAAUCAAACACUGACGAUUUUAAGAAUAAAAAUGAACAUUUUAUCGAAAAGAGACAGCCACUCUUUAGUAAUAUUAUGUUCGAAAAAAUUAAAUUCAAUUGCUUAUAGUAAUUUUGAAUAUGUUUUAAAUAUACAAUAUAAUUAUAUUAAUUACUAUAUUUUUAAUAUAAAAAAUAAUUAUAGUGCUAUUGGGCUGUCUUAAAUUACAAGGUAAUAUGACAUUAAAUUAUUUACGUAUUUUACAAGCUAUAAAUUAUUGCAAUAAAUGUUUGCAUAUUAUAUAAAAAUAUGCCCUUCGGUCUGUCCAUGAACAAAUAGUCAUCAGAAAAUAUAUAAAAUAAAUUUUCAUACUCAACUAAACAUACAGCUAUUAAAUCGAUUUAUAAUUAUGUAAAUAAAUUUUUAAAAUACGUAAAUAAUUGAGUCAAAUUAUACGAGUAAUAUGAGAAAAGUAAACAACUGCAGCACAAAAAUAUUAAUUUUAUAAUUUAUCAUUUAUGUUGAUAUAAAAAAAAAAAAAUUCUUUUAUAAUUUAACUAUUUUUUACAUUGAUUAGAAGGUAUAUCUAAAUUUAUUUAUUUUUAAUAUUUUUUUUAGCUUAUAAAUUUCGCAAAUAUAUUUUUUAUGAUAUAAUAUGUAAAAAAUUUUUUUUUUAUUUUAAAUUAUUGCCCUCCAACUUGACAAUAAAUAAAUAAUCGACUGACUUAUUUUGAAAUUAUUGUUAGCAACGUUUACAAAAUACAUAGUGAGUGUAAUUGAAAAAAAAAUAAUAAUAUUAAUUACAGUAAUUAUACUUUGCUGUGCAAGUAUACUUUCAAUUUCAAAUUACACUGAUGUAUAAAAAUUGAUCAUUUAAUUAUCAUCAGCUAAAUAUUAAUAUAUAAAAAAAAAAAAAAAAUAUUUACACAGUUUAAAUUGAAACAUCGAAAAUAAUAAUAAUGAGUUAUUUUAAUAAUUGAAAUUUAUAUUUGAUAAUUGUCUUUCAAGCCAGCGUCACUAUUAAAAUUUCAUUAAAAAAAAAAAACAAAAUCAUUCGAAAAAUCAGGCUUCUGGAGAUGUUUAUAAUUUUCUGUUAAAAAAAAAAACAUCUUGACAAUAUCCCAGAUUAAUUUAAAGUCUGAAAAAAUUAAAAAAAUUAAAAUUUACAUGAAAAUAUAAAUAAUUUUCAAAGAAACUAUUAAGGAUAAAUUUAGAUAUGAAAAUAUUUUGGAUAUAAAAUUAUUUUUUGAAUCCAUUGUAUAAACAAAAAUAUUAAUUUUUUCAAAAAGAUAAUUUAUAAAUUAAUUUAUCAAUUAGUAAAUCAUUGGCUAUAACAAAUUAAAAUUAUUUUUUUUUUCUACAAACACAGUUAUUUCGAUAAAUAUAAAAUAAUAAUAUUUUUUUUUGCUUCCAAUAUUGAAUUAAAUGUUUUUAUUGUAAAUGAUAAAAUAAAUGGCAUCAAUAGCUUAGGAUCCAAAUCAUAAAUAAGCUCAAAUUGUUAACGAGCACAUUAUUUAAAAAAACCAUGAAAAGAGCAAAUAGAAAAAAAAAAUUAAUUAGUUUAUUAUAAAAAAUGACAAUAUGUAUAAAUAUAUUGUAAAUCUAUUUUAAAAAUUGUUGUAUUGAGUGUUGAUACAAAUAAUCACUACCUGGGUUACCUCAUUAUCAGAGUCGAUUUUUUAAUUAAAAUUGUACUCAAAUAUAAAAUAAAUAAAUUUUAUCAGUGUAAUUCAGUUUUUUCUUAUUUUUUUCCAAUUCCUUUUAUAGUUUUUUAACAAUAAUUGUAAAAGAAAAAAAUUAUUUAAUAACAUUUUCAAUUGAUUCAACCUUCAAGUUGUAAAAUUAUCUUUGUAAUUAAAAAAAAAAAAAAAAUAUUAAAAACAAUCAUAAGCUUAUUAUUUAUAUAUUGAUAAUUUUAACAUACAGAUUACAAAAAUUUAUUUGGCUUAGUCAAGAUAUGAGGAUGUUAAAUAAUCACAAAAAUUAUUUUCUUGUUAGCUUUUUUUUUAAUUGCUUGAUAUAUUUUUUCGAAACAUUAUAUUAUUAUUAUUGAUUAAUUAAUAAUUGUUAUUGAUUUAGAUAAUAUUGUGCUUGACUAGUGGUGUAAAUAUAACUUGGUAAAUAAUUUACAACAUGAAAUUUUUGUUUUAUUAAUUGUUUAUACUGUUGUUAUUUUUAUCUAGAAAUUAUAUUUUAUACAAAUUAAAAAAAUUGGGAACAUUUAGCAAUUCAACUGCAUGAUUUUAAAAAUAAAAAUAUAUCUAAAUAAUUUAUUGACAUUGAUUAAUUUAGCUUGUAAAUAUAUUUCAUUGAAUUUUUUAAAUAAUAUCAAUUCCUUAAUUAACAAUAAAAUUAUUAAUUAUCAUUAUGCUGUUAUUGUUAUUUUUAUUUUCGAUAAAUCAAUCGAUAACAAGUUAAAAACUAGCAGAUUAAUUAAAUCAAAAAUUAUUAUUUUGUUUUUAUUAAUCAUUUAAUUAAAUAAACAACCAAAAUUUUAUCAUGCAGUUGUAGGAAUUUAUUAUAUUUACAAUUCUUCAAAUCUUUGUACAUAACACCAAGAGAUUUAUCUACUAUUAUUUUAUUGUUAUUAAAUUAUCUUAUAAAUGUUAAUUUUAAUUUAUUUCAUACAUUCAAUUAUAGCACUUGAGUAGCCUUAUAAUAAAUCAAGUUGACAAAUUUAUAAAAUUUAUAUUUCAUCAAAUUAAACAAAAUUAAAUGGAAUGUUUUGAGUUGUGUUUUUUUCUUCUUGUGCCUUUAUUUAUUUGGCAGUUUGAUAUUUAAAUUUAUGGCUUGAAAUCAAUUGCAUGAGCUUUUUGUUUUUUAGUUUUUGAAAUAUAUAUAAUAAAAUAAACAAUACACGAUAAUUGCACUACAAUUUUUUUGUUUUUUAUUACAUUUGAAAUGAUUUUUUUUUUCUUUUUUUUUACUUUGUCUAUUUAAUUUAAAAAAAAAAAAGUGUUUGUAUAAUGACACCUGUUUUUUUGCAUGUGCCUAUGUCACACUUUUGAAUUAUAUAAUUUAAUACAUUGUUAUUUUUUGGUUUAUAAAAUUAAACAUUUAUUUUGUCAUUGGUAUAAUAAAAAAAAUAAACAGAUUAAACCAAUGACAGUCUAUUAUUAUACUAUAUAAUAUUGUAAUUAAAAAAAAAAAAAUAAACUAUUGUUCAUA